Messenger RNA from Synchiropus splendidus (mandarinfish), 4636 nucleotides. RefSeq names its product integrator complex subunit 12 (gene ints12). NCBI's taxonomy places the organism in Eukaryota, Metazoa, Chordata, Actinopteri, Syngnathiformes, Callionymidae. The transcript is spliced from 7 exons. The record is from RefSeq and is a predicted model, not a curated record. Gene Ontology annotation, biological process: snRNA 3'-end processing. Gene Ontology annotation, cellular component: integrator complex. The coding region runs from base 3088 to 4461 and encodes 457 amino acids.
UGAGUGGAAUGGAAAGAAUCAGUUGUGACUGCAUGUGUCGUGGACAUUCAUGGACAGUGAUGGCUGUUAAUAGGAGACACGCUAGGCUGAGUGUGAAACUGGAAACCACUGGAGCACAGAUGAGUACUAAGAGCCCCAUUGUGGGAACUACAGUUUAUUUUCAGUGUCAAUGAAUGGUGGUGGACGAGUGAAGGGUGAAAUGGAGGUCGAGACCCUCUUCUUGGUUGUACAGUGUAGACCUGUUAAUUACUAACACUUUAAAUAAACGUUGAUGGCGACCCUUGAGAAAACAGACUCAAAUACCUGACAUAGAAUGUGGUGCAGAACUAUUGUGACUCAAAACCUUAAUAAAAAUGAUAUAAGGCAUUUUGGAACAAAGGUUAAACAGUCCAGUUACAGUCAUUCAUUUGACCCACCAUAUUUUAAAGAUAAGGAAACUUUGCAGCAGCAAACAGAACAGACAUAUAAGGUUAAUUUAAUAUAAUUGUAUCGCUCCAUAACUGGCAGCCUCAUUACCAAAGGAAAAAUGCAAAAGGGAGAGAAUGCAAUUAGCAGAAUUCACUGUGAAUAAAAGAAACUGGAGCGUUCAUAAUCUGGUAUUUAGAAAAGAGUCGGUAGACUCUGGGAAAUUGGAGCUUGCAGUGAAGCUGUUAUCUCCCCGUGCCAGGUGCCCCUUACCACCUGUGAGAGCAAAACCUGCGCCAACUUCAAUAUAGUGAGUCUUUUCAAUUUCAGGGGCGAUGAAACUGGAUUGAGCGCCACAUGUGCUUCAUUCUCCCACAGCAGACUUACAAUGGGUAUUAUGAAGUUGUUGAGGUUAAAUGAAAAGGGCCACUUUUCAAUUUAGUGGGGGGGACUAGGAAGAAUGCCAUCGCGAAGGCCAGGCCCAGUAGAUUUAAAAGUAUGGCAGGUAGAGUCGGGGAAUAUGUUGGGCAAAGAACGUUGGCGAUGGAGAUACAAGGAAAAAGGAGGACAGGAAGGCAACCAAUGAGAUUGGACGUGUUAGAGAAAGAGGAGAGGUGUGAGGAGAGGUAUCAUAACCUCUAAUCUGCUAAACAUAAGACAUCACAAAUAAGGCUGAUGGAUCUUACCAGGUAUAGGUUGAUGCAGGGAAGUAGAACCACAUCAGUCAGAGUGAAGAAGAGCCCCUCAGCAAACACAUGCUCCAGAGGCGGCAGAUCCUUCGUCAUGACUUUUCUAAUCUCAGAGUUCUCCCUGGUGGUCAAAGUAGGAACUGCAUCCACAGACAGUUUAGCCAGAGCUGUCCUGAGCUCCAGUCCAUCAGAGACUGGGUGAGAAAGUGCAGGUGGUGAAUCAGAUUCUGUAUUGGACUUGUUAUUUUCCACCCGUCUCUGUUCCUUCAGUUUCUGUCUCCGUAUUUUGUCAUCAUUGUGGACCUUGACAGGCUCAGCAAGCCGCUGCUCGAGGGUGAGGAUGGAGGGGGGAAGCUGCAGAUCCAGACUGGAAGGAUUGUGACGGAGUUCCUCCACAGCAGAGGGGAUGUCCAGUUCACAGAGUCUGGUCCACUUGCUAACCUGGGGUGGGAAGGCACUAUGAAUAAUUACAACACAUUAAAGUUGAUUCAUUUUUUAAGGGAGGAGCUGCUUCUGUUUGUUACUAUUUAGCCCAUUUUAUUCGUUAUUAAGACAAGAAAGCUGAGAACAUCAAAUACAUCAAAUGCCAAAAAUGGAUUCUACUUUUUCCAAUUUGUUUUUACUCCAAACAACACAUCACAAUUUAUCAUCACCACAUAGGCUGGAGUGAUAGUGGUCUGGAAUUAAAGCAGAUCCUUUUUCCUGAAAUUUGAAGCCCACAUUCCCUUGCUUUGAAAAAAAAAAAGUAACUUUCUCUUGUUAGUUAUUAUUAUGUUAUUACGGACACAUGUGGCAAUAGAGUAUAAUUCAGGUUGGUCGUGUUUUAUGAUUGGUGCCUUUUAUUUCCACCGCCUUACCUCAGCACAGGCCUUGAGACAUGUCUUCUUAAAGCCCAGCAAAGACAAAACAUCAUUCCUGGAUGGGUCUGCCACAACCGUAGUGUUGACAAUGUGCCUCAGUACCACAGCGAGUCCUGCCCGGCAGAGAUUCCCGGAUUCAUCCAGACAAGCAGGAAGACGGCAGCCUUUCACCAGAGGGUGCAGCUCCUCAUACUGGAUGUCACAAACUUCCAAAUAGUCUGGUAGCUGCUUCUUAAGAGACUCAGAGUUGACGGUUUUGGUGAAGACCAGAAACACUUUGAAAGAUUUGCACUCACAGUACGACAAAAGAAACAAAACGAUGGAUGUGUGCAGACAGGGCUGAUCAUCUUGGGAGGAAACUUGCAGGUAAAGAGAGGGACGAUGCUGCUGAGUGCAAGCUUCCUUCAUUGUAGAGACCUGCGGGUAAAACAGAUGAGACAUCGUCAGGAAUGCAAGUCAUUUGUUCGUUAUCUUCCAUCACCUUGCGGGGACACCCAACGCGUUGACGUGUACCUAAAUACUUACAGUUAAAACCGGCGGAAAUUACAAAUUACACAGCAAUAAAAAAAAACUAUACAAAUGGCAAUGAAGUAGCAACUGCUCAGUUGUUGAAUCUUAAAUGUUAAGUCUUAAAACAACACGUAUCUUUAAUCGUCUGGAUGCUUGCAAGUCGUUUAAGUAAAUGAGACAAACGACCACUGUGCAAAAACAAAGCAGUACUCACUUUUUUACAACGGUAAGUCAAAACGACAGAAACCACGUUGACCUGGCAUAACAAAUGCUUCUUCUCCUUUGCAAAUGAGGAAACUAAAAUCAGCACCACAGCGCCAUCGUGUGUCUGUCCUAAAAUACAUGGACACGUGUCAACACGUGUUUUGUACGUGUUUUGUUUAUUUAUUUCAAACGUGUAAAUAUUACAAUUAUAAUUGUAUCUUUACGUGGUCAUUACUUAAUGUUGUGGGCUGAGUUAACACUUUAUUGUAAACAUAGAACACGCUUCUCUAAAACAAGGUUCCUAGUGUCCACUGGCGGACAUAUUUUAAAGUUGCACCGAAGUGGGAACUCCGACCCGCUCUUCCGAGGAGACGUUUCGGAUAUUAUCUCGUUAAAAUCACUGUUCCAGAGUUUGCACCAUGGCUGGGCCAGUCAGUUUGGAAUUGGAUCCCAUUUUCCUGAAAGGGCUCAGCUACCUGCACUCAAAGAAUAAAGACUCAGCAGAGAAACUCAAAGCGCUCCUCGAUGAGUCAAUGUCAAGAGGAAGUGACUCAACUUAUCGCUCAUUACAGAAAGAUAUUGAUCUGCCCAAAAGUUCUGUGUCAAAACUCAGUCUGAGUAAACAGGAGCCUAAGACCUACCCUGGCCCUGCAACCAGCAGCGGCACUGCCAACAAAUCCAGCUCUGAGAAGGUCAAGAAAGAAGCAGAAAAGAGAUCAUCUGAGAAAUCAUCCUUUUCCUCUGUCCAGGUCAGAGUUGAUGUGGGAGAUGUGGACCCUCCGAAAAAACCCCGUUUGGAGAAGCAGGAAAAUCGAUCAUCUCCAAUCACUGUGCAAACAAGCAAAGAUUUAAUGGCACAUAUCAACGACUACGAUGAGACGAAUGCUGAUGACUUUGCCAUGGAGAUGGGACUGGCUUGUGUCGUGUGCAGACAAAUGACGGUGACCAUGGGGAACCAGCUGGUGGAGUGCCAGGAGUGCCACAACUUGUACCACCAGGACUGUCACAAGCCCCAAGUAACCGACAAAGAAGUGAAUGACCCGAGACUCGUGUGGUAUUGUGCUCGAUGUACCCGCCAGAUGAAGCGAAUGGCUCAGAAACCCCCUCAGAAACCGUCCCCUGUCUCUGCAUCGUCAGCACCAGUCGUCAAAGACACACUGGUAAAGAAGACGGAGCUAAAAGCCAAACCUGACACAGCCAGCACUUUCCAGGCUUUUAAAAGAACGGAAGUAAAGACUUCAACAACAUCCUCCAAUCCCACCAGUGGUAACUCCUCAUCAUCAGGGAGUGGUCUGACUGGCUGGGCUGCGUUCGGUGCAAAGACAAAUUCAGCUCUGCCUGCAACUUCCAAGCUUGGCUCCUCUGGCCCCAGUGGAGGAGGCAAACCAAUGGCAGCAUCCUCAGGACAGAAACCUGUAGGUCUGUCGGGUCUAGCAGGGUCAAAAUCUGGACUUGGUGCCGCCAAGGUACCAGGUAACGGCAAUGGAAGCGGUACGAGUCAGGUGACUCUAAAACCGCCUCCACCGCUGACACUGGGGAAGCAGCAGCUGAGUCGCUCAUCCAGCAGUGAAACUCAAGGGAAGGUGUCGACAUCAUCGGGUGGAGGGUCUCCUGGCAGUUCCCACUCCAGCGGAGGAGGGAACGGAGGGAACGGCAACGGGGGAGGCAACGGAAACAAUGGAAACGGGUCAAAAGGUCAACAGGGAGAAAAGGCUCAUGAGUCCCAGCUCAACGCCAUGAAGCGGUUACACAUGGUCAAGAAGAAAGCUGCUCAGAAGAAGCUGAAGAAAUGAGUCGAUCGGUUUGAAGAACAUGAAGAAGAGUGUGCGAUCGGUGCCACAGCCAGUCUGUAUGUCUCACAAAACACAUUUCAACUACUUGAAUUACACUUGUGUCUAUGCUGCUGUGCCUCAUUUUGUCCUCAAUCCUACAUAAGAAGUGGAAAUAAUCACUUUUUAUAACAUUAAA